CCCCCCGCCCAACCGAACUUUGGACCCAGCCCUAGCAGAUAAACAGGCGGGGUAUAAAUAGCAGCCAAACGCAGCCGCUGCAGCUCCGGCGGGUCUUUCUUCGGGGAGGCCGACAAAGCGAGGCGCGGGGGGCGCAGCGAAGGGGGCCCCCGGCUGAAGCCCAGCCAUGUGGGCUGGGCUGGGGUUGGCCCUGGCUCUCUGUCUCCUCCCAGGAGGAGGGACAGAGAGCCAGGGUCCAAGCACCCGAUGUAAAGAGCCUCCGGAUUGGCGAAUUGGGGAACAAAAUCCAAUGCUGGACUCCAGAGGCUUCGUGACGGUGGUGGCUCUUCUCCAAGCCAGCUGAUACUUGUGCCUGUUGCAGGCUUCCCGCUUGGAAGACCUGCGACUGAAGCUAGAAAGUGAUGGCUUGACCAAUGUCUCCUUUAUUGUGGUCAAUCAUCAAGCGCAACAUUCUCAGCAGAACUUUCACCAUCUAAGAGAAAGGAUUUCGGAGAACAUUCCUGUAUACCAACAAGAUACAAAACAGCCUGAUGUUUGGACACUUCUCAAUGGAAAGAAGGAUGAUUUCUUGAUCUAUGACAGGUGCGGCCGUCUCGUGUAUCACCUUGGUUUACCUUACACUUAUCUCAGUUUUCCAUAUGUGGAACAAGCCAUUCAGCUCACAUACUGUGAAUCCAAAUGUGAAAACUGUACUUACUUGACAACAGAGGAGGAAGAAAUAUGCAAGAACAUAUCAAAGUCAACUGAAGAAGCACCUCACCACCACCACCCCCCACAUGGGCAUCAUGGCCAUCAUGGCCACCAUGGCCACAGACAUCGGAUCCCACCAAACCAUCGGCGACAUAACAAGGGUGUGGAGCAGAACAGAGAGGGUCAGGCAGGUAGCCAGGUUGUAGUUUCCCCACAGGUGGGAAUAGCAGAUGUUCCCCCACAAGGGAAGAGGCUCUGACGAAAGGGAAAUGCCAUUUGCAAUCGACAGUUGAGCUGAAACUGGCAGCAGCUCUUAAGGGAAACAUCAGGUAGUUGAUGCUGACACUGACGACACUUGUUGUUCGAAGAUCUGAAUAGUGUCGCAUCCUGACAUUGUCGUGGAGAGCUGCCAUCUUCCUGCAGGUGACAGGGGCAGCUGUUGGCAGAAAAUGUCGCUGAGUCUUGACAGUGACGUCUGCCAACAGCUGCUUGACAGCCACAAGCAGUGAGUGCAGUUGAGCUCUCUGAUGGCUGACAGUGAGCAGGAAGAAUGGGUAACUGAGCCUGAAAAACAGUCUAAACACCUUAAAUUUACCAUUGGUUCCAUGAUAAUGCAAAUAUUGAUACCAUCAGAUUCCAACGCAAAAGGGAGUUAAAAUGACAACUAGUACAACUGCCUUCUACUGGUUAUGUACCAUUCAACAGAUUGAGCAUGUAUAUAGCUAGUUCCAUAAGCCAGCUAAGUCAGAAUAGUGCAUUUCAGUUUUGUUCAGCUGUGGUCAAGUAUUGUUGCUUAACUGAGCUAUCUAGGUCAGUUGACUUUUACCUUGUAAACAACAACAGUAACAUCAAGAACUCCCUUGUAAUAGCAUGGAACUGCUUUUCAGUGCCCGUUCUGAGUGUGCGCAUUGUUUUUGUUAAUUUAUCUUUCUUGUUUCCACUUCUACCAUUCUGUUUGCAUUCAUGAAAACAGAAGCCGAAACUAUGACCUAGGGGCUUUUGUUUGAUAUAUUGCAGCCAAGAACAGGAGUGGAUAAGAAAAGACAAGUUAACUAGUUUUAAACUUAAAAAAAUCAAAUCACUGUAUAAAAAUUUGUUCUUUUUUCACUAAAAACUAUAAAGCCACUUAAUGAUCAAACUUCACGGUAUAAUGUGUUGCUUAUUAAAAGCUUGAGUAUGAACAGUAUUUCAGAUAAUGCAUUUUCAUGCACAAAAGAAUUUGUUGGAAUUUCUGACUCCAAAGUAACUGAUUGUGUGUACAUGUACAUUUUCAGAAAUUCAUGUAGCUGGUUUUUUUUUAGCAGUAAUUGUAUAUAUCUCUGAAGUAACUUUCUUUAGACAGUCUUUCUGGAGCUAAGGAUCUCACAGCCAUUAGGAAUUGGAAUGGAAAGAGUGCAUGGGGUGGAGUGGAGCAAGUAAAAGGAAAUUUUAUUGAAGGAUCAAUGCAAGAAAUAUCUUUGCUUAACAGAUUUAGGUAAGAUUUAAGCUUUCCAAGUUCCAUUAAUCUGUGAAUUGUCUAUGUUAAUUUUUAUAACUGAAUAAUGAAACUCGCACAAUGCUUCUCUUAUUACUAUACUUCCUCUUUUUGCAAUUAAUUAAAUUUUUGUAUGCCCGGUUUGGGGGAUUCAGAGGUGAGAGAAAAUGUAUAACAGAGAGAAAGUGCUUAGAUUGUGCUUGCCAUAGUUCAUGAUGGUUUAUUAGGGAAAUAAAUUCUACAAAACCUGAAUUCCUUUAUGGUGAACACAGAAGAAGCAUGAACGUAGUUUAGAAUGUAACUGGAAAGCUUAUGAACGAACAGUCAAAAACAAUGUUUUUAAUAAAGAAAGCUUCUAUCAA
Messenger RNA from Anolis carolinensis (green anole), 2526 nucleotides. It is a transcript of the gene selenop, whose product is annotated as selenoprotein P. The record is from RefSeq and is a predicted model, not a curated record. NCBI's taxonomy places the organism in Eukaryota, Metazoa, Chordata, Lepidosauria, Squamata, Anolidae. The transcript is spliced from 5 exons. Gene Ontology annotation, cellular component: extracellular region. Gene Ontology annotation, molecular function: selenium binding. Gene Ontology annotation, biological process: selenium compound metabolic process.